Neltuma alba is the source of this 1137-nucleotide messenger RNA. RefSeq lists its product as uncharacterized. The record is from RefSeq and is a predicted model, not a curated record. The transcript has a single exon. Lineage: Eukaryota; Viridiplantae; Streptophyta; Magnoliopsida; Fabales; Fabaceae. The coding region runs from base 170 to 847 and encodes 225 amino acids.
UUGACAAACUCAAAAACCUCUCCCACUAUACCAGGUAAACUCCGAAAUGACUUCGUCUUUCUUGUCCUUAUCUUGAUCCUUCUCAUCAGUUUCCUUCCUGCUCACCCUCUCUGUUCUUCUACUCUCGCUUUGAUCUUUCACUCUGAAAUUUUGGGAACUGAGGAACGGUAUGGCUGAUUAUCAGCAUCGUCGUCAUGAUCACUACCACAAGUUUCAUCAUCAUCAGACAGGCAGAUUCAUGCCGAUGCUCUGUUCGAGGCCGUCCAUGCUCGAAGAUGUGACUGUUCCACGGUGGAGGAACCGGACGGCGUCGUUGUCGGACGAUCCCUUGUCCCCUAGAAUCGGCUGUAUGGGUCAAGUGAAGAGGAACAACAAAGUAGUUGGGUUACCUACUACCUCGCAAUCGCGUGGGUUCAUCAGCCUCAACAGUAAAUGUAACGUCUCGUCAUCAACGCAAUCGCGUGGGCUCAUCAGCCUCACCAGUAAAGGUAACGUCUCGUCAUCAACGCCCUUCUCUGCUCUGGUCAAGUAUUCCAAACUCGGAAAGAUUUUCUACGCCAAGAAUCUAAGCACUAACACACCUGAUACUGCUCACACGGCGACAAGUUGUGGUGGUAAGCGCAGAGAUUUGGCAAGGAAUGAUAGGAAUAGAGGCGAGAGUUGUGUUACUGUAAGUAUUGAAGAGAUGGACCCUCCAUUGCCGGUGGUAAAGCGAGCACAGAAAUCGGAGGCAGAAAGGGGAGCGGAAAGUCUUUGGAAAAGGAGAUCAGGUGGGGUUGCCCUAAGAACUCUUCAGCUUCAACACAUUCAUCAUCCGAGGCAUCUUCUACAGCCUACUAGUGUAUGAUUAAAUGCGAUUUUUUUUUUGAUCGAGUGGGAUUUUUUUCUAAACAUAAAGUAAAUGAUUUUGGUGCUCAACUUCUAGUUUGAAAGAGUUUCUUCGUUGAAUUAGUACCUGCGUCAUGGUGACUCAGCUCUACUAGGUCAUAGAUCGAGGCUCUUGAACCCAGGUUAACCAGAAAACUCAAUGGGUAAAUGGCAAGCUUUGCACCACAAGGUCAACUUUUAGUCCCUGUUUAAGUGACGAGCUUUGUACCGAGAAUGUAGUAAAAUGGAUCUGUUUUCUGGACAUAGAAA